AUGACUGACGCCAGCUUGACAAAUGCAGACAACUCAAUCACAUACGAUGCCAUUGUGGUCGGUGCCGGUGUCAUAGGUCCCUGUGUAGCCACCGGUUUGGCAAGAAAGGGAAAGAAGGUUCUUAUUGUCGAGAGAGAUUGGGCCAUGCCUGAUAGAAUUGUUGGUGAAUUGAUGCAACCAGGUGGGGUGAGAGCCUUAGAGAGUCUGGGGAUGGUUCAAGCUAUUAACAACAUAGAUGCUUAUCCAGUGACUGGGUAUACUGUGUUCUUCAAUGGCGAGAAAGUGGAUAUUCCAUACCCUUACAAGGCCGAUGUUGGUCCAGUCGAGAAAUUGAAAGAUUUGGUUAAAGAUGGUAACGAUAAGGUCAUUGAUGAUGACUUGAUUCGUGUAAAGGAUUAUGAAAAUGGUGAGAGAGAAAGAGGUGUUGCGUUCGUGCAUGGUAAAUUCUUGAAUAAUUUAAGGGCCAUUACAGCCAAGGAGAAAAAUGUUACUCGUCUUCAAGGGAAUGUUAUCGAAAUCUUGAAAAAUGCCACUAAUGAAGUUGUCGGUGCUAAAGUGGACAUUGAAGGUCGUGGUAAAGUGAACUUUAAGGGUCAUUUAACUUUUAUUUGUGAUGGUAUCUUCUCUCAUUUCAGAACAGAACUGAACCCUAACCAUGUCCCAACUGUGGGAUCUUCAUUCGUUGGUAUGUCCCUUUUCAACGCCAAGGUACCAGCACCAAUGCAUGGUCAUGUUAUUUUGGGUUCUAAACAUAUGCCAAUCCUAGUUUAUCAAAUCAGUCCACAAGAGACUAGAAUUCUUUGUGCAUACAAUUCUCCAAAAUUACCAGGUGAUAUUAAGAGUUGGAUGAUUAAUAAUGUCCAACCUUUCAUUCCAGAAACUCUUCGUCCAUCAUUUGAUGAUGCCUUACAACAAGGUAAAUUCAGAUCUAUGCCAAACUCAUAUUUACCAGCAAGAAAAAACGAUGUCACUGGUCUUUGUCUAAUUGGUGAUUCUUUGAACAUGAGACACCCAUUGACAGGUGGUGGUAUGACUGUUGGUUUGAACGAUGUGGUGUUACUAAUAAAGAAGAUUGGCGAUUUGGAUUUCAGUGACCGUGAAACAGUUCUUGAUGAAUUAUUAGAUUAUCAUUUUGAAAGAAAGAGUUACGAUACAGUCAUUAAUGUAUUAUCCAUCGCAUUAUAUUCCUUAUUUGCAGCUGAUAAUAAGAAUUUAAAGGAUCUACAAAGAGGCUGUUUCAAAUACUUCCAAAGGGGUGGGGAUUGCGUGAAACUGCCGGUUGGUUUCUUAUCAGGUGUUCUACCAAGACCUUUAUUAUUGACGAGAGUUUUCUUUGCUGUCGCCUUCUACACUAUUUACUUGAAGUUUGAAGAAAGAGGCUUUAUGGGGUUCCCUGUGGCUCUAUUGGAGGGUAUUAUGAUUCUCAUCACUGCUAUCAAAGUAUUCACUCCCUUCUUAUUCGGUGAAUUCAUUGGUUAA
Naumovozyma castellii is the source of this 1479-nucleotide messenger RNA. It is a transcript of the gene ERG1, whose product is annotated as squalene monooxygenase. Lineage: Eukaryota; Fungi; Ascomycota; Saccharomycetes; Saccharomycetales; Saccharomycetaceae. The transcript has a single exon. Bases 1 to 1479 code for a protein of 492 amino acids. The record is from RefSeq and is a predicted model, not a curated record.